This is a messenger RNA of Penicillium odoratum, 1236 nucleotides long. Its product is annotated as cyclic nucleotide-binding domain-containing protein. The record is from RefSeq and is a predicted model, not a curated record. Gene Ontology annotation, cellular component: nucleus. Lineage: Eukaryota; Fungi; Ascomycota; Eurotiomycetes; Eurotiales; Aspergillaceae. The transcript has a single exon. The coding region runs from base 1 to 1236 and encodes 411 amino acids.
AUGGCUCAAAGCACAUUCCCGGGGUCUACCCCAUUCAACCACGCCGGCACUAAACCUGACAAGUCUCACAUCCAGAAAAUCACGGAGGACGAAGAAUUCGAGGUGACGUCACCGACCGACAUGACUUAUCGACAAGCCAACAUAGGCGCUUUGCCCGAGGCCGCCCUUUUCGGAGGAAGCGCAUUUGGUGAAAGCGCAUCACAAAGCUUCGGGGGUUCUUUGUUUGGCCGGGGAAGUCCCUUUGACUCCGGUCCGCCAUCGGGCGGCAACGCAGGUGACGAUCAGCCUGAACAUCUACCGAUUCCUGCAGGGCAGGGAUUCCCGAACAACUAUGCUCUGGGCCGUCGCACCUCAGUUUCCGCAGAGUCCUUGAACCCAACAUCCGCCGGUGCAGAAGGAUGGACUCCCCCAUGUCACCCCAAGACGGAUGAACAGCUGGCCCGGUUGAAGACCGCUGUUAGUGGGAAUUUCCUGUUUUCUCACCUAGACGACGAUCAAUUCAGGACCGUACUGGAUGCACUAGUUGAGAAGCCUAUUCCCGCCAAGGAUAUCAAAGUGAUCUCACAGGGUGACGCAGGCGACUAUUUCUACAUUGUGGAGAACGGCAAUUUCGACAUCUAUAUUCAUUCGUCCGGUGCAGUGCAGCCCGGCCCAGAUGGUCUGGGCAACAAGGUCGGCAGUACUGGGCCCGGUGGCUCAUUUGGUGAGCUGGCUCUGAUGUAUAAUGCGCCCCGUGCUGCGACGGUCAUUUCCACAGAAGCUAAAUGCACUCUGUGGGCACUGGACCGCAUCACUUUCCGGCGGAUUUUGAUGGAUUCCGCGUUUCAGCGACGCCGCAUGUACGAGGCCUUCUUGGAGGAAGUGCCGCUUCUCUCUUCUCUCAAGCCUUACGAGCGGUCUAAGAUCGCCGACGCCUUAGAUACAAUCAAGUAUCCUGCCGGUGCUACCAUUAUCUCGGAAGGUGAUCCAGGUGACGCAUUUUAUCUUUUGGAGUCUGGCGAGGCCGAGGCCUUCAAGGGUGACGUGCCUGUGAAGAGCUAUCAUCGGGGUGACUACUUUGGCGAGCUGGCCUUGUUGGAUGACAAGCCGCGUGCGGCGAGCAUUGUCACUAAGACCGAUGUCAAGGUGGCCCGCCUGGGCCGGGACGGAUUCAAGAGGCUGCUCGGGCCUGUGGAGGAUAUCAUGCGCCGGGCUGACUAUAAGGUGGAUGCGUCCAAGUCUCCGGGUGAUUCAUAA